Messenger RNA from Diatraea saccharalis (sugarcane borer), 1083 nucleotides. NCBI's taxonomy places the organism in Eukaryota, Metazoa, Arthropoda, Insecta, Lepidoptera, Crambidae. The record is from the annotation of a GenBank genome assembly.
AUGAAAUUGUUAACGCCUUUCGCUGCCAUCCUAGCUGCAGCCACAGCUGGACAAGUUAUCAACAACCCAGCAGAAAGUUACGCCCGGUCAUCAGAAAUCUAUCAAUUAGGACUAGAGAAUCAACAACGUGGUCUUUAUAGCACUCAACCACAAACUUUCUCCACUCACAUGACAUUUAAUCAUGGGCAAGGUUUCAAUACUCAGCCACAAAAGAUUUCAAGUCCUCAAAAUUUUCACAGUCAACCACGACAGUUUACAAGCCCUGUUAAAAAUCUCCAUAUUCAACCCCAACCUUUUUCAAGCCCUGCUCAAACCCUCCACAAUCAAGCCCAACAAUUUUCAAGCCCUGCUUCAGCACACUUCGGACAAUUAGCUGCUUAUGCUGCCCAGUCACAAUUGGGGCAUGAUGUAGGCAACCAAAGAUCUUCAGCUGAGAAAUCCGCAAGGAUCUUGCAUUAUAGCAUGGACAAUGAUGGACACAAUUAUCAAUAUGCUUAUGAAACUGAAAACGGAAAUGUUCUCCUCUCCUCAGGUAUCAAAGCUCAGGAGCAAGGUCAAACCAUCCAUGGCACGCAAGCAGCCGGUGAAUAUUCCUACACCGGUGAUGAUGGUCAGGUCUACACUGUGACGUACACAGCUGAUGAGAACGGCUUCAGGGCACAGGGUGCUCACCUCCCCACUCCCCCGCCAAUACCUGAUGCAAUUGCUAAAGCUAUCGAGCAAAAUGCAAAGGAUGCUGCCAAUGGAGUUUUUGAUGACGGUAAUUAGAUCAAAUGUUUUACACAUGAAUAUUUAUGCCAAGCGUUAUUCUGGUACAUUUUCAACCUUGAUUUUCUAAAGUUUUUUGUUGAACAACAAAAUAAUAUUCGAUAUAAAUAUUUUGAAAAACUCUAUGUGAUUUAGUCAAAUACUAUAAUAAAAUUUAGAUUUAAAGCAAUUUCUAAAUAAGUACGAGUUUUCACAAUGUUAAAUACAAUGCUUAUUUACUCCUAGGUCAAUAUAAAGCCGAAGUGACAGCAUCAGGUAAUGAUUACCAACAAUUAGACGGAGGUUACCAAAAGAAUUCUGCUUAUCGUCCAGGAA